AUGGCAGCCUUGGGGCUGGAUCAAGUCUUGAAUUUGGCCCAGCAGUAUGGCGCCAGAGAUGCGUUGGAGCCAAGAGCACCAGCCGUAGCAGUGGUGGAGGCCUGGGGCGGCACAACCGAGCCCGAGGCAGAGAGCUGUGAGAAAGUGGUGGCAGAGGCUUCAGAGGAACCCCUCAGAUUCUUCAUUCAAAAUUUGAUGUUUGACGAGUCAACCUUUGACCUGAGAGUCGGCAAGGAUGCCGCCAACAGUUGCUCUGUUCUGUGCUCGCACUCUCAAUGGACAAUGGGCUUUGCCCCCUCUUUGGAAAGUGCCAGGGACGCCGUCCGGGAUGAGCACAUCGUCAUGGCAGGCCAACUUGCGAGAAAAUUGAUUUUGCCAUGGCAGCAGUAUCCUUGGUGUUUAUGGCCGCUGGCCUUGAAAGACGCAAGCCAAGAAGACCGCAGGUCAUGUGCUAAAGCUUUACUCAACAGUAAGCCUUGCUGUCUGGACAGCGGUUUUUCACAGCGGCUCAAGCGCAUACACCGCACAGAAGAAGAACUCUUGAACUCGCAGCUCCAAGUCUUUUUGCAAAAAGUUUUCGAACGUGUUGUGCCAACAUCAACUUUCAUUGAGCGGCGGUUCGCCCAGUUUGCCCAUUGGAGCGACCAGCAGCCCAAGCUUGGCACUUUGGCAGCCAAGCACGUGACUAGUUUCUGCAAGGGCGCUGCCCAGGCUUGGAAACAAAACCACCCGCAGCACCAGAAGCGAAAUCAUUUGUCUCGUCCUGACUGGGUAGAACAAAAGCAAGGAAGCCGAACCACAGGAUACAAUGUAUUUAUGUCUGAGUUCAGGAAGAACUAUUCAGCGCAGCAAGUGGCUGGAGAUGAAGGGAGGCAAACCUUUGUUCAAGAGGCUAAAGCUGCUUGGAGAAGACUUUCUCCCGGAGAGAAAGCGCCUUACAGUUUCAAGGCGCGUGGGCUGAACAGUCUGCGCAGCAGAAGCUCCCAGAUGUCAGACAACGAGGCUGGCCCUGAAGGCCGAGAGACUGGCGGCUUGUGGAACACAUGCCUGCUGCAAGACAGAUGGCCGCUCCGAGUUGAUCUGUUGGAAGCUGCCAUGGGGGAAGGGAUUGUGGCUUUACGAAAGAUCUCAUCGGCUUGGGAAGAGGAGCAUGCAAUGCUGGUGGAGGCGGAAGAUGAUCUGCCAGAUGUGAGUGAUAACUUGUUUGCUGUGUGCCCGCAUGGUGGAUGUGAGGAGGAGCUGCAGGCAGCGCAGCGUCCAGUCUUUCGGGAAAUCCACGAUGACUUGGUCACUGCUGUCCGGGUGAUUGAGCCUUUGAAGCGGGACUUGUCUGCUCACCCUUUGGUUUUGGAAUGGCACUCAUUGUCAUUGCAGAAGAGAAGGUUUGCUGUGGUCGCUUUUCACAUCCGCAAGCCUCCUUGGGACAUGUUCCUUCUUGAGCUGGAGGAAGCCGGGGACUCCGAAGAGCUUCCUUUUUGCUUGGCAGUGCAGCUGGGCAGGCAAUCCAUUCAUUCUGACAUUGCAUUUUGCCAUGAGCUUGCCCGAGCCGCGUCUGACUGGGUCUUGUUUCGCUUGUCCAUUGGAGAUCUGACCGUGGACUAUGGCAUUUUCCAAGCCGCAGAGCGCAAGGAACUGAGCCGAUCCGAGUUGAGACAAGCUGCUGCUGAAAUGAAGCAAGUUAUGCUCGCAGCAAAAGCAGCCAAGCUUGCCCAAGGUUUGACCGCAAAUAAAAAAAGGAAAAGCAGAAACUCCAACAAACGAAAAAGCAAAGGCAAGCGGUCGCAGACCCUGGCUCCAGAUGUUUCGGACAUGGAGUGGAAUUCUGCCUCUGAAAGCGGGGGCUCCGCUUCUGACUUUGGGGCAGACACCGGCAGUGUUGCAGCGCCUGCUUCUUCGUCCGCUGGACCGGCUCGCAGGGGCUCAGCUUCAGACUUUGCGGCAGACACCAGCAGUGUUGCAGCGCCUGCUUCUUCGUCCGCUGGACCGGCUCGCUCUAAGCGUGUCAAGCAGUCUCGGUCCAUUCCCUGGGGUCCAUUCCAAAUCGCGCCGAUUGUUCCGGCCGCUGGCCACAGUGGUUGGGGAGCCAUCUGCGGACAGCAUUGCGACCGAGGAAACAGUUUGUCUUGCAAGAAAGCUAUGAACCGUGGGUCGCUGACCGAUGCGGAAUGCGUCUUGCGUUUGAAGAGGUGGCUCUUGGCAGGCCAUUCAGACCAGAACUGGCCAGUUCACAGGCGACGGUCGCACCAUGUAGAGCUGGGUGGCAAAGGUCUGCAAGAUUUCGCACAGGGAAUGUCUGAGGAAGCUAUGGAUGCUUUGGAGCUGGAGCGCAAAGCAGAGCCGGACGCUGGAGAGGAAGAUGACCAGUAUGGAGGCCGCCGGCCCUGGAACAAGUACCGUAAAGUGCGCCACCCUGGGUCGGACGAGCAGGUCAAAGUCCCAGAAGGGAAACUGUGCAUGAUUUGCUUCAGCACCUUCAGAGCGCUGGGUCUGAACUACAAGUAUCCAUCGUAUGGUGCGUACUACAAAGAGAUCGUCAAUGACAACAGCAAGCAUACCAGCUUCAUAAACUCUAUGAAAGAAUGGAUUAAGCAAAGAAAUGAGGAUCCCACUGGGCGAAUGGACAGGGAAGCAGUGAAGAAGGCCCACACCACUCUGCACAGUGAGACCAAGACUGGUGUCAAACUCAAGGGUCCCAAGAGGGAGUUCGUACUCCUGGAACAUUGGGACCCCAAGCUGGACGGUGAGCUGGACGAAGCACACAUAGUGGAAGAAACUUGGCAAGGGAAGAAGGUGAAAGGAAUCUGGAGGGCCAAAGGACGUGCCGGUGUGCUGGAAGCUUCCGGGUAUGAAGACACCAGUUUGGCUGAGCGCACUGAGGAGCACAGUGGAUCCGGCCCUUUCGCUGAGCAAGCUUUAGUGACCAAAAAAACUGCGUUGCAGAAGGUGUUUGCGGAUGCCGACGAAGAGAGGCAAAAGCACACAGUGGCCGCAGGCCCUGCAUCACAGGCAGGCGAUGUUCUGGCAACUUUGCAGAAAAUGCUGCCAAACUUGAAACUUGCUGGUGGUGGGCAGGCCCUGAGCGCAGACCCAGAAGCAGAUGAGGCUAGCCCUUCUGCACUUGUUGACUUGCACAAGGACGAGGACGAAGAUGAAGCAGAAGAAGAGGAGGAGGUUUGCCCAGCAGCUCGCCUAGCUGCAACGGUUGGAGGGCCCAAGGCCGCCAAAGCUAAACCGAAGGCAAACCCAAAGGCAACUGCAAAAGCAGCUUCCAGGCCCAGUGUGACAGCUACGCCCAAAGCAGCAGAGGGCCGCAGGCCGGGAGAACAGAGCAACAGUAGUGCUCGCCCAAAAGCAGCUGCCGCCAAGGCCACAGAGGAACCGCAGAAGCGAGACCCUCCAGCUCGACGGUCGCGGAAAGCGAUUGAAAGAAAACCUCGCAGAGAUGUGCCAGAAGUUGGAGGACACACUGGAGGCAAAUCACUUGGAAGUCAACUACAGCUUGCAGCACGCUGA
Molecule: messenger RNA, 3513 nt
Organism: Cladocopium goreaui
Lineage: Eukaryota; Dinophyceae; Suessiales; Symbiodiniaceae
Source: the annotation of a GenBank genome assembly